AUGGCAGAUAUUGAUUAUGAUGCAGUUUUAAAAGAAUCGUAUCCAUAUAAGAUAUAUGAAGAACUAAAUAAUCAAGUCAAAAAUGUAGAAAAUGAAGAAAAAUGUAAUGCAUUUAAAGAUAUAGCAUCCACUCACAAGGAUACAUAUGUUACACUUUGUAAUAAGGUAUCAAAACUUUUAGAUUUUGUAUUUAAAAAGGAUACAUCAGAAAAUUUUAAAGAAUAUUGUUCGCAUUAUAGAAACUGGGUAUAUCAAGAAAUAUGGAAUUUGUUUAAAGAAGGUAAAUCAAAUGAUGAUAUCGAAGGUGUUAUUAAUAAAUUUAAUAAAUUACAGAUUGACCUUUUCAUUAAGCACAGGAAACGUAAUUGUUCUUUUGGAUUUGAUAUUAAGAAUUUACAGGGAUUGAAAUAUAAUAUCGAAGAGAAGUAUUUGUAUGAUUAUUUUAAAAACUAUAACACUAUAAAAAGUAGUGAAACUUGUAAUAAAUGUAACAACGGUAAAUAUAGAGAAUACCUUAAAUCUAUUAGUGAUAUAUAUAACAAUGUGAAGGAAUAUUGUUGUUCGUAUGGGAUAUCUGUAUGUGAUAAUUAUUUUUUGACGUGUAAAAAUGAAUUUGAUCCGAGUGAACUUUUAUCUGCAUUGCUAUCUAAAGGUAGUGAGAAUUGUGAUGGACUAAGUAGUAUUACCGCUAAUUUUGAUGAAGAAAAAUUAAAUUCCGUUGAAACAGAUUCAGAAGUUUUAAACUCAAUUACUCAUGGUGCAUGCAUCAAUCUGAAUAAUCGAGAACGUGCAUCAGAUAAUACAACAGAACAAAAUUUUUGCUUAUUAGCAACAUCUGCUUUGUUAACUAAAAAUUCUCCUACAGAUGAAAUUGAUAGGCCAGACGUGUCUCGUAGAGAAUCCCCCUUACGCAGAGCGAAUUCAGGGUUCGGGGAACAUCAGGCAGAAGUAGAACUACCAAAAGGAAACGCAUUACAAGAAGGUCAACCUGAUGCAAAAGGAAUAAGAGGGGAUUUUGGUGAGAUCUCAGUAAAAAUAGAAGCUGUACCUCCUGUGAAAGAUGCACCUGGUCCUAUUAGAUGGAAAUUUAACCAGAAAGGAACACUACAGUGUCCAACUAAAAGCAGAGAUAAAAAUGAAGAACUACUUUGCAAGUAUAUGGAUGUAUUAGUUGAAGGAAAAUUUGCUACACAAAUGGAAGGUACUAAAAGAUACAAAGUGCAGGCUGGAAAGUCAUGGACAAAAGAUGAUUUAAAACUAGCACGCGAAAGAGUGAGGAAAAGGAGAUCAGCUAAUGAAUCAAAUAUAUUAAACAACAUUUUUGUUCGCAUUUCUACUGGAGUUACUCUAGUAAUGGGAAUUAUUUUUAUAUUUUACCUUUUUUUUAAAUUUACUCCCUUCGGAUCACGUUUACGUAGGGAUAGAAAAAGGAAACAAAGAUAUAGGAAAGAUUUUACGGAUUUAUAUACACGCAAACGACCAAGGCGCUUUUUAAAACGUACAUAUAGGCAUUCUGACAGAAGGAGAUUUAACGUAGUAAAUAUAGAAGAUCAGCUUCAUUCACGAAAUGAUUUACAUAAUAUCAACUGA
Molecule: messenger RNA, 1590 nt
Organism: Plasmodium malariae
Lineage: Eukaryota; Apicomplexa; Aconoidasida; Haemosporida; Plasmodiidae
Product: PIR protein
Exons: 3
Coding region: 1-1590 (529 amino acids)
Source: RefSeq, a predicted model, not a curated record